Messenger RNA from Lachnellula hyalina, 783 nucleotides. It is a transcript of the gene Ebpl, whose product is annotated as Emopamil-binding protein-like. Bases 1 to 783 code for a protein of 260 amino acids. Gene Ontology annotation, cellular component: endoplasmic reticulum; membrane. Gene Ontology annotation, biological process: sterol metabolic process. Gene Ontology annotation, molecular function: cholestenol delta-isomerase activity. NCBI's taxonomy places the organism in Eukaryota, Fungi, Ascomycota, Leotiomycetes, Helotiales, Lachnaceae. The transcript is spliced from 3 exons. The record is from RefSeq and is a predicted model, not a curated record.
AUGUAUUCUGCAAUGCCCCUGUCACUCCUCAUCAGUGGCCUUCUCGGCAUCCUCGGCAUCCCAAUUGCUGCCGCUGAAGCCAUCACGAAACCCGCAGCGACAGGCUCAAUAAUGGACCAUCUCGACAGCACAACCAUCACGUCCCUCCUCGCCGUCCUCCUCAUCCUAGGAACCUCCUAUGCAGUAUCUCUCCGAGUCCUCGCGCCCUCCACCGCCCCACGUUUCCGCAUCCUCUUCAUCUGGCACGCGUUCGACUUCCUCAUCCACACCAUCUUCGAAGGUGAUCGGGUGUUUGGCGCGGCGUAUGGCGAUAAUUGGGCUACGAAGCUGUGGAUGGUCUAUGCGCAGGCCGAUAGGAGGUGGGCACAAGCAGAUCUAACCGUUAUUAGUCUGGAGCUUUUGACGGUGUUUUUGGCGGGGCCGCUGGCGGCGUGGAUCUGUUACGGGAUUGCGAAGAGGGAUUGGAGGGUUAGUUUCUGGAUGGUUGUAUUGGCUACGGGAGAGAUAUAUGGAGGAUUCAUGACCUUUGCGCCCGAAUGGUUGACUGGGAACUUGAACCUUGAUGGGAGCAACUUUAUGUUUAUGUGGGUGUAUCUGGUAUUCUUCAAUAUGCUCUGGGUAUUUAUUCCGCUCUAUGCAUUGUGGGUUGCGUUCCAGGAUAUGGGCAAUGCGUUUAGGUUUCGCGAUGGGAUUAUGGCUCUUGGUCAGGAGGGCCACACCACGUUCAGCAUUACGAAAGAAGGUUUGGAUACAUGUCAGGAAGGUGAAAAGAAAACAAAGUAG